AUGUUCGGAAGUAAUUUGUAUGGCUUUUUCCUUUUAUAUUUAAGAUUUCUCUAUGUAGUACACUUCGUACAAUUUUUGAUGUCAGUACCAAUUGAUGAUACUGGAUGGAUGCUGUCUUAUGAUAUCUCGACAUUUAAAAAAUUUCUUUCUAAUUAUCGCUUUCCAAUUUGUUCAAUUUAUGAAGAGAAGGAGUUUGAUGCAACGAGCAAUGAUACAAUAUCUGAAGUGAGGAGUCCUAAAUUGAACAGCGAAGCGAGGCAGUCAACAAAAAGUACAGCAAAGUCAGCCUUUUUGGAGGAUACGGAAGCAAGUGGUGAUGUUACUCCCCCUGCACAAGAAAUUGAUUCAGCUGUUCCUUUUUCUACUGAACAACCUCCAAUCGUUACAUUUGAUGAAUGGACGAAGGAAAAAUUAAAAAAAGAAGAAAUUAGGAAAGCUGAACAACAACAGAAUCACCAACAUAAGUCGACUGUACAUUCGGAUGCUGGUGAGACUUCGAAAGUGGAUUCCAAUGUAGUUCCUGAAAUAGUAGAAGGUACAACGCGAUUUGCACCAUCAAAUAUGAUUUCUCAGGAAGCCGCAGUAAGAAACUAUGCUUCGAAAGAAUGUGGUGCUAAAGUUCUCUUCAGUAAUGAUGAAGCCGAAAAUAAGAAUGCCGUAUUGAAUGAGAAGGAAGCGGAUGAUUAUAUGCGCAAUCCCUGUGAACGUGCAGAGCAUAAAUGGCUCAUUAUUGAACUUUGUGAAACUAUACAGCCGACUGUUUUGGAAGUAGCAAAUUUUGAGUUGUUCUCAUCUGGGCCGCACAAUAUUAGAAUUUUGGGCAGCGAGCGUUAUCCUUCAAAUGAGUGGAUGGCUUUGGGUGAUUUUACUGUCGAGAACAAUCGUGAAAUACAGCGGUUUCCAAUUGUUGCGCGUUCAUACGUCAAGUUUUUGCGGUUGGAAUUAUUGUCACACCAUGGUCGCGAGCAUUACUGUACGCUUAGUUUGGUACGACUUCUUGGGAUUUCAAUGGUUGAUGAAUAUGAAGCGGAAGCUGAAGCUGCUGCAGUUUCAGACUCAUCAUUUGCUGUUCCCGUUGAAGUGCAAGCGGUAAAUUCGACAGCUGAGGAGGUGGAUGUUGACGUCGUUACCCCAACUAGUAACGCAAACGAAGUUUUAUUUGAAUCUAAAACGAAAAAUGAAAGUGUGAACGAUUUGCCGUUUGUUGAUGUUGUGGUGAAUGCAGUUGGCAGCAUAGGAAUUAAUAAUAUCAAGGAUGUCUUCGGAUCGACCUUUCUGUCGAAACGUACUGGAGUUUCAACACACAAUAUUAUCAGAAGCAAUGCAACAGUGGUAGAGCUGUGCACGAAAUGUUCUCUUGACAAUGUCGAUAGUUAUGUGUUGUUUUGUCGAGCGUUUUUUGGUUUUCGGUACAACUUUGUUGGCACUGACAAUGUUAAUGUUGCAAAAAAUAAGCAGGUCGAUAUUCAUUAUUCUGUCAAAAGCCAAAAGAAGAAUCGGACAAGGGUUCUGGAGUUUUUCCUUGCUUCUAUUUUACCAACUUAUAUGUGUGAUCUGGAAUCAGGAAAUUUUGAAAAUAUGCAAAAUUCCACUUCAUAUAACGAAACAGAAUUGGAUAAAAUUUCGACGAUACCUCCCAUCAUAAAUUCACCAACGACUUCAAAUUUGUUAAAUAGAAAAUUAGGCGGAGGAUUUAUGAUUCCUGGAGGAGUUAUGAGCCAUAAGGAGUCGAUAUUCCUGAAAUUGAAUAAGCGCAUUAGUAGUUUGGAAUUGAAUAUGUCUCUCAGCAGUGAAUAUUUAUCGGAAUUGAGCCGACGUUAUGUUUUACAAACUAAUGAAAGUCGACGACAGGCUGAAUUAAUCAUCAAACAAGCGGAAGAAGCAGCUAUUAAUGCUAUUAAACCUGCAAUUAAUGCUUUGAGAACUCAGAUGGAUGAUCUUGCAAUCAGUUUGAGAGAACUUACUGAAACAGUCAAAGCUUUGCCGCAGGAAGUCACACCAGCACAUCACUCCAUGAUAUUAAAGCAUGUCGGAGGAAGAAGCGGUGAUGCGGAUGCAUCGUUGGCGCAUUCUCAAGCAUAUUCCCACGGUUAUUUUAGCGUGUGGACGAGUGGUGAACUGGUUUGUAUCGUUGUUUCUGUGAAUGUUUUAACACUGUUGAUCUUAUUAUUGUUGCACUAUGCCUUUACCAUUGUUAACCGUAAUGCUGCUGGACAAGUAGUGGAUGAUCGGCUUCAGAAAUUGAUUCAGGAAAAUUGCGAUAUUCAGUCAACUGCUGAAGUGUUUCCUGAACAUCCUAAACAGCAGCUGAUGGCGGAAGUCUCAACCGUAGUUUGUGACGUGGUUGAUGCUACUACUCAAGCUGAAAAUGUAUAUAACUCUUCGCUAGCACCACCUAAUGACACUUAUUUGCUUACGGAAAGGGAAACAGAAGAAAGUCGUCCUAAUAGACCGCAGUCAAUAGGAUUGGUUGAUCGACCUUCAUCUCAACUUUCAACACAUAGUGAACUUAAUCUACGGCAGACAAGGAAGCGGAAAAAUAAAAAACGGAAGAGAAAUACUAGGAGUGAAAAUUUCGACGAGCCGUCGUCUCGUUUUGGAAUUCUAGCAAAUCUGGAGACUGAAUAA
Acanthocheilonema viteae is the source of this 2628-nucleotide messenger RNA. Lineage: Eukaryota; Metazoa; Nematoda; Chromadorea; Rhabditida; Onchocercidae. The record is from the annotation of a GenBank genome assembly.